Molecule: messenger RNA, 1559 nt
Organism: Gossypium raimondii (Peruvian cotton)
Lineage: Eukaryota; Viridiplantae; Streptophyta; Magnoliopsida; Malvales; Malvaceae
Product: GATA transcription factor 11-like
Biological process (GO): regulation of DNA-templated transcription
Molecular function (GO): zinc ion binding; sequence-specific DNA binding
Source: RefSeq, a predicted model, not a curated record
UUUGCAUUUUGUUUUUCUUUUCCCUGUUCAGAGAAUAAAAAAACAUUUUAAAUGUUAGCAUUUCAUUUGCAUUUUUUCUUUCACUUUCUCCUCUACAGUUUAGCUUUGUUCUCUGUUUGAUAACUCAGGAAAUGAAGAAAAUGGCACUUGGAACUCUUUUCUUUAAAAAUAAGGAAGAGCAAAAUCAGAGAAAAAAACUAUGAAUAAUUCUUGGUUUAACAAAUGCUUCGAUGGGUUUGGGGUCAAUGAUGGUUUAUUUGACGACGUAGUGAAGUAUUUAGAUUUCCCAUUGGAAGAUGUUGAAGGAACGGAUGAUGAUGGUGCUAGUGGUGUAAAAGAUUUUCAUCUGCCUCUCGGUGAUGUUGAAGAUAAAAGUUAUGUUGGUGGCGGCGGUGAUGAUGGUGGUGAAGAUUGGGAUUGUAACUUCCAAAACUUGGAGCCGCCGCCUGCUAAUGUUUUGGCCGGCUUGUCAUCUGGUUUUUGUGGCGAUUUUUUCAGUGAUACUUUGGAGAAUAAGUUUCCAGUUUCUUGUGAUGAGUCUUCAGAGCUAAACCAGUUGUCAGGCAUUACCAAAGCAUCCUCCAGCAGAAGCACUACUACCCUAAACGGAGAAUCUGUGGAUGUCAAAGGUUCAACCUGGUUCCAGACUUCUAGUCCAGUGUCUGUACUUGAAACCAGUAGCGCUUGCUCAUCUGCAAAGCCGGCACCUAUCAACCCUAAGCUAAGUUUCCUGGUGAAACGUGACCGAAGCAAGCGCAGGCGAGCAUCUACCUUUAACCUGCAGUUCACAUUGCCUUCCAUAUCCUCCACAGGAUCUACUUCCUUGGUUGGUUCUGAAUCAGAAUCAGAAAGCCAUUUAACAGAGAAAUCUGCCAAAAAGAGACAGAAGAAAAAGAACCUGACAUGGCUUUCAGGUUCCUGUGAGAUCGACAAAUCCUCCUCCGAAGAGGCUGCUGUUGUUAGGAAAUGUACGCACUGUGAAGUUACAAAAACUCCACAAUGGAGAGAAGGACCCAAGGGUCCAAAGACCCUUUGUAAUGCAUGUGGGGUUCGCUACAGGUCUGGCCGCCUCUUUCCAGAAUACCGUCCUGCUGCAAGUCCUACAUUUGUUCCAUCAUUGCACUCCAACUCUCACAAGAAGGUGAUAGAGAUGAGGAAACAAGCCAAGCUGCCGAAGUCGGUAACACCAUCUACGGUGUUAAUUCCACCAGAAAUAGAAAUGCGAUUUAAAUAGCAACCGCAUUGAUGAUUAUUAGUUUAGCAAGCAUUUAGCAGGGAGCUUCCUUGUUCUGUGUUUUACUAUUACUAUUAUUAUUAUCAUUAUUUUCCUUGUUUGUCAGUGUGUACAUUAGUGGAAUAAGUAGGAUGUUAGAUGAUGACAUGUUUGGUAGGAGUAGGCAGAAAAUAUAAAAUCAGAGGGAAGUGGAGGGUGGAUUUUCAAAUUAGGGUUAGUGAUUGGUAAUGCCAUUUAGAUGUUCUUUUUAACAUGUGUGACAGUAUCAGGUCUCACCCUAUUCAUUUAUUCUUCUUAAAUGCAAUUAAUUUAGUCUCUUUCUUCA